This is a messenger RNA of Penicillium cataractarum, 393 nucleotides long. RefSeq lists its product as uncharacterized. The record is from RefSeq and is a predicted model, not a curated record. Gene Ontology annotation, molecular function: hydrolase activity. NCBI's taxonomy places the organism in Eukaryota, Fungi, Ascomycota, Eurotiomycetes, Eurotiales, Aspergillaceae. The transcript has a single exon. The coding region runs from base 1 to 393 and encodes 130 amino acids.
AUGGCAGAUCGCCAGCGCCCUGUUAAAACACGGUUUUUCGUGAUUUCCGACACACAUGGCCUCGAGACGCUUGCAAAGGAUACCACCCCGGACCAUCAGGUAGACGUCGUCAUCCACUCUGGAGACCUGACCACAGAGUCCAAGCUUGAGGAAUACAAAGCUUCUAUUCGACUCCUCCAUACUAUCAACGCACCGCUCGAAAUUGCAAUAGCUGGAAACCACGACUUCACCAUGGAUAUCCCUGCCUUCCAAAGGAAAGUGGCUGACGUUAAACCACCUUUGGAUCCUACCCUGGUCCAACAGACGUAUGGCUAUAAAGGCGAGGCGAGAAACUAUUUGACCGAGGAGUUGGAAUUACUUUCCUUGACGAAGGGACUCACGAAUUUCGAUUAA